Diachasma alloeum is the source of this 1495-nucleotide messenger RNA. RefSeq names its product THUMP domain-containing protein 1 homolog. The record is from RefSeq and is a predicted model, not a curated record. Lineage: Eukaryota; Metazoa; Arthropoda; Insecta; Hymenoptera; Braconidae. Gene Ontology annotation, biological process: tRNA modification. Bases 99 to 1037 code for a protein of 312 amino acids. Gene Ontology annotation, molecular function: RNA binding. The transcript is spliced from 3 exons.
UUACAAAUCCACUGGAUUCUUAACCUCAAAAAUCGCCGGCACAUCGCCUCCCCUCAAUCGACAAAUUAUUGUUUAUGAGAUGAACAUUUGAUCUGGUCAUGGAGGAGAAGAAGAGAAAAUAUAAUAAGCCCUGGGGAGGUCAUAAGAAGCAGAAGCAGUUGUCGAUCGAGGUGGGAAUGACAGGAUUCUUGUGCACCUGCAAUUUCAAGGAGAAGGACUGCAUCAGGGAUGCCUACAGACUCCUUGAAUCAUUCUCCAACGAUAGUUGUGAUGAUGAUAAGAAGCCUGUGGAGGCAGAAGGUGCAGAAGAGGCAGUCGGUAAGGAUCUGGAGGAGGAAGAGGACAUUUCUGACGCCCUCGGCAAGGAGAUCGAGGCUCUCAGGGACAAGAAACCGGCGGAUAAGAAAUUUCAGUACAUCGACACUGGAGUGAAGAACAUAAUUUUCAUGCGCACAACAGUGCCAGACCCCCUGGCGCUCACCACGAAGAUCAUCAAGCAUUUGGACGAGACUAAGAAGCCCAGGAGUCGAUUCAUACUGAGACUCAUUCCUGUUCUCCUCGUCUGCAAGGCUAACGUGGACGACAUCAAGGCCAAGGCUAAUGACUUAUUCGAUAAGUACUUUGUGGAGGAGCCCAAGACUUUCGCUAUUGUCUUCAAUCGACACUACAACAACUCCAUGCAGAGGGGUGACGUCAUUGAGGCCCUGGCUGCCCUGAUAUCAGAGAAGAAUCCAGGGAACAAAGCAGACCUGACGAAUCCGGAAAUUGCUGUUCUCGUGGAAGUCGUCAAGAGCCACUGCCUCCUGUCCAUUGCCCCUGAGUACUUCAAGUACAGGAAAUACAAUUUGACAGAGAUCUGUGUUGUGAAAGGAGAGACAGGAGAUGAGGGGAAAGCUAAGGGCGAAGGCCUGGGGGAUGGAAAAAGUGAGGGUGUUGAAGGCACAGGAGAGCCUCAGGCUGAUGAUAACGAGGGCGGAGAGGAUUCUGGAGGUCCAGAUGUUUCCAAAGACCUUGACAAAUCUUCAGAGAUGGAAUAAUCUCUGGCUUUCAUUCUCUAUUUUUGUAUUUUUGAGGAUAAGAACAGCUCCACUUCAUGUUCUUUAUUUAAACACGUGUUUAUUAUUCAUUCAACAUUAUUAUUAUGAUUUUUCAGUUAGGGCUGGAGAUGACAAUUAUUCUUUCAUUUUUAGUUUCAUUUCGUUUUUUCGUUUAGGACUAGCAUUUCAAGAGAAUAACAAGAUGAUUCUUGUUGUGAAGAUCGAACAUUCUUUUGUUAAACUUGUGGAAGAAGAUGAAUGGAAGAUAUGUUUGAUGACAGAUUAAAAAAACACGAAAGCACGAAACAAAAAAUAGCAUUUGGGAAUAGCAUUUCAAGAGAAUAACAAGUUGAUUCUUGUUGUGAAGAUCGAACAUUCUUUUGUUAAACUUGUAAAACAAGAUGAAUCGAAGAAAUCUUCGAUGAAAGAUUAAUAAAGAUUUGAUACUUGGUGAUUAA